Messenger RNA from Syngnathus typhle (broad-nosed pipefish), 3415 nucleotides. It is a transcript of the gene fbxl13, whose product is annotated as F-box and leucine-rich repeat protein 13. NCBI's taxonomy places the organism in Eukaryota, Metazoa, Chordata, Actinopteri, Syngnathiformes, Syngnathidae. The record is from RefSeq and is a predicted model, not a curated record. Gene Ontology annotation, cellular component: SCF ubiquitin ligase complex. Gene Ontology annotation, biological process: SCF-dependent proteasomal ubiquitin-dependent protein catabolic process. Gene Ontology annotation, molecular function: protein binding. Bases 1 to 2298 code for a protein of 765 amino acids. The transcript is spliced from 21 exons.
AUGACAGAAAACCAGUCAAAAAUCGAUGUGAGUGCGCUGACAGAGGAUGAGCUUCAGCAAUUAUACAAGGCUCUGUUGAUCGGGUCGUGCCGGUUAGAUACCAGAGACCCUAUCCAGUUCCUGAAAAACACCCUGAUCGCCUUCCAAGGACAUGAUAGUCUGCAGAAUGUCGACUGGAAGAGGUUCCUUAACGAAGGUGCGCAGCAGUCAAUACUGGCCUCUCUGGGACUGGAUGAGUCGGAAUAUUUGGACGCCGACAAACUCAAGGCCAUUUUCCGGAAAUAUGAGAAAGCCUACUCGUGUUACAGGAACAAAUUAACAAGCUCUUGUUUCCGGAAAUGGAAGGAGUUCACCAACGCCAGCGUGACAGAUGCUUCCACACUGUCUCAAAAGACGCCAAUUGCAAUAGAGCAUUAUGAGAGGCGAAGAAAGCUGGUGGCUUUCCUUGCAUGGCGGCGCUGGAUCAAGCUGAAGAAGGAGUCACGGAUUGAGGCGGCGCGUAAAUUGGUGGGAGUUCUGACAGCCUGCGUCCUCAAACGCAUCAUAACCGCAUGGAAGGAGGUUGUUAGGGACUCACAGAGGACCAAGGGUUACUUUAAGAAGCUUCAAAAUGACCUGGAGACGGGGCGCCAGCAAGGCCAGAUUGGGGAAGGAUGCGACUGGCUCUCAGCCUUGCCCGCCCGCAUUUCACUGCAGAUAUUCCAGUAUUUGGGCCUACGAGACCUGCUGAGCUGUUCAGAAGUGUGCUGCAGUUGGAGAAGUCUCAUCCAUACGGGCACUCUGUGGAGUAAGAUCAACGUCUCGGUGGAUAAGCGCUGGAUAACAGAUGACACCAUGAAGCAUGUCCUGCUUAAUUUCCGGCCCUUUGUGAUUCAUCUGAAUCUGCGUGGCUGCUCUUCCUUACAAUGGUACAGUUUGGAACAUAUUGGUGAAUGCAGAAAUCUUCAAGAGCUCAACGUGUCUGAGUGUUUUAAUAUCACGGACACCAUGAUUGAAUCAAUUGUGGAAGGCUGCAAUUCUCUGCUCUACCUGAACCUUUCCAACACGCUCCUGACAGAUGUCACCCUCAGAGAGCUGGCCAGUAACUGCAUCAAUCUUCAAUACCUGAGCUUGGCCUACUGCCAUAAAAUGACAGAUGAGGGUUUUCAGUACCUGAGCUUGGGAAGGGGCUGCCACAAUCUUCUCCACCUAGACGUGUCAGGCUGCUCCCAGGUGACGGCGACGGGUUUCAGUUACAUCUCAGAAGCGUGCCCUUAUCUCAAGGAGAUUUUGCUCAAUGACGUGUACGCCCUGUCGGACGAGUGCAUCUCUGCCCUGGUGUCCAACUGCCAUAAUGUCUCCUCCAUCUCUCUGCUGGAUGCGUGGCAAAUUUCCGACGCCGGCAUCAAAGCCAUCGGCAAAGUCAACAAACUGAAGAGUUUCAGCUUGGAGGGUAACAACCACGUGACCCACGUGGGCUGGAAGGUGCUCUGCAACAGCUCACGAGGCCUCCGCAGGCUGCACGUCGUCGAAUGCCACAGGAUGGGUGACAACUCCCUCAAGGCGGUGUCCUCUCUCCGCAAUCUGCAAUACCUGGACAUCUCGCUCUGUAACAAAGUGACCGAUAAGGGGCUUUUUACUCUGGCCGAAAGCCCCUCGGCCAGCAAAUUACGAGAGUUGAAUGUUAGUUACUGCUGUCAGAUCACUGAUGCAGCAAUCAGCGUGAUUGGUCACAGAUUUACCAAGCUAUCCCAUCUGAACCUGAGCUACUGCGAGCAGCUCACCGACGUCGCUCUGGAGUCUCUGAUGGGCAGCUCCAUCACCUCUCUGGACCUCAGCGGGUGGAACAUUCAAGACGACGGCUUGGCUGCUCUCGAAGAGGUUCCCUUGAAAAAGUUAAUUCUUGCCGAAUGUAUCAACAUUACAGACGUUGGUUUGGAGAAUUUGUGCAAGUACUUGACGGAUCUGGAGUACGUAGACGUGUCUGGCUGCUUGGAACUGUCCGACCAGGCCAUCAAAUCUUUUUCCUUUUACUGCAGGGGUCUGUUCACACUGCGGGUAGCAGGCUGUUCAAAGAUAACCGACAUGGGAAUGCAGUGCCUUUCACACGGCGCAGCACAGUACCUGCGAGAGCUGGACGUGAGCGGCUGUACCCUCACUGAUCGCGGUGUCAGAUACAUCGAGAGGCUCUGCCCGCCACUCUCGUCAAUCAUUAUGCACGGCUGCAACCGCAUCUCAGAGGAAGCUGCCAUGAGGUUGCAGCCAUAUGUCCAUCACUGGGAGUACAGCAACGAACAAACAAAAUUGUGGCUUCGAUAAAGCAAUCAGUGCACACAGAGAAUGCGAUGGCGCUUGAAGAUCGCACCAGGGAAACUAGAGUAGAAGUCAGUCAAGCUCAGACCUCUGCCAAGGCCCAAACAUUUGUAAUUUGGCUUUUCCAUAGAUACCUGAUUUUUUUUUUUUUUUAUUAAGGUACAGGUAGGGUAAAAAUAAAAAAAAAUGCCCUUUUGAAUGAAUUAAAAUAUUGCUGUUGGAUAAAAGAAAAAGACAUUUUAAAUGUCAUAUGGCAAUGCAGGGAAGCGGGAAAAUUAGAUAUUAAAACUGAACAAUAAAGAACAUGAGGAGCAAAUUUUCAUUGAUAAGGAAAAUGAGGGAAAUUUUUGAUAUGGAUUAGUGAUUUGAGAAUAAAUUAGAUGUUCAUUGGACAUUGAAUCAAAGCAUAAAACAAAUGACAGCAAACCAGAUAAUCUCACAAGAGAUUAAACAACACGGGAGUUGAAUCCAUGACCCUGAGAUUAAGAGUUUUCUCUAUCAAUUGAAGUAUCUGAAAUCAAAAUAAAAAACAGGUAAUCUCACAAGUGAUUGAAUCUGGGACAACGUGGGACUCGAACCUACAACCCGGCGACUAAGUCUCAUGCUCUACCAAUUGAGCUAGCCACUUUCAACCUGAUAUAAUCAUUGAAAAAUUAAAAUUAAAAAAAAAAAUUAAAGCUGCUCAUUGGAGAUUUGAAUUUAAUUAGUCAGCUUUUCAUUGGACAGUAAUGAUAGAUAAUGGAAAAAAUGCAGAGAUCCAAAACGGUAAAUGGAUUCUAGGAAAGGAAUCCGCCGAGGCCUUACUGCCGUCCUCCAACAAUUACCACCAGUACUUCUGUUUGCGAGAGCAGCAAACAGCACAUAACCUUGGCAGAGGUCAUUUUCUGCUAUAUAAAUUGUUUGUGUGUAUGUGUGUGUGCAUGUGUGUGCAUUUGUGUGUGCGUGUAUGUAUUUUAAAUUAUGUUAGAUUACCUCAAAUCAAAUGGCGCUUAAAAUCCAUUGUUGGGCAAUGGCAUCUUUAGAUCAUGCAUUUUUAACUAUGCAAAGACUAUUCCUUGUUGAGUGUAAAAUAAUCAAUGUUGGAAUGAAAACCUUUUUUAUCAUUAUUAUUAAAUAAAAAUUU